AUGUACACAAACAUCGCAGGCGAGAAAGCAGUCACCACCCUGCUGGAGGUAUUGGAACGAGAAGAGGAUAUUCUGGAGGCAGAGCGGAUAGAGAAGGAGUUGUUAACGCGACUGAGCAACCUGACAGUAAGUACCAUAUAUAUUACAUUCAACGGCAAUAUCUGUGAGCAAAUAUUUGAACUACCGAUGGGAUCUCCAUCCCCAUCUCCUUUGGCAAAUGUAUACAUGGACAGAUUGGGGAAAGAAUGUGAGAAGUCACCGCUGCAACCAAGAGUGGUUAUGCGAUAUCUGGACGACGACUUUACACUUUGA
Protopolystoma xenopodis is the source of this 312-nucleotide messenger RNA. NCBI's taxonomy places the organism in Eukaryota, Metazoa, Platyhelminthes, Monogenea, Polystomatidea, Polystomatidae. The record is from the annotation of a GenBank genome assembly.